AUGUCGCUCGCGGCCACGCUCACGCCGUGGUUGGACAGCAGGUGGCUCCUCAGGCUGCACUUCUGCACGAAAACCGCGCCGCACAGCGAGCACUUGAAGCGCUUGACGCCACCAUCCGCUCACGGCCUCAAACUCGCCCCAAGAGCUUCGCAACUAAGCGCUGAUGUCGCUCGCGGCCACGCUCACGCCGUGGUUGGACAGCAGGUGGCUCCUCAGGCUGCACUUCUGCACGAACGCCGCGCCGCACGUCGGGCACUUGAAGCGCUUGACGCCACCAUCCGCUCACGGCCUCAAACUCGCCCCAAGAGCUUCGCAACUAAGCGC
Molecule: messenger RNA, 324 nt
Organism: Iphiclides podalirius (scarce swallowtail)
Lineage: Eukaryota; Metazoa; Arthropoda; Insecta; Lepidoptera; Papilionidae
Source: the annotation of a GenBank genome assembly